Magallana angulata is the source of this 801-nucleotide messenger RNA. RefSeq lists its product as uncharacterized. The record is from RefSeq and is a predicted model, not a curated record. The transcript is spliced from 4 exons. Bases 279 to 761 code for a protein of 160 amino acids. Lineage: Eukaryota; Metazoa; Mollusca; Bivalvia; Ostreida; Ostreidae.
UAUUACUAUUAUUUUAAUAAAGAUUAUUAUUGGCUAUCAACUUGCACCUUUGUAGCAUUGCUAAAAUACAUAUUUGCCAACUGGACGUACAUCCACCAAUCUGGUGAAAAUCUACAUCAAUUAGUUUUGUCAUGUUCAUAAUUUUUACGUAAAAUUGAUUAAGGGAAGAUAACAACAAAGAAGGAAAUAAAUACAUUUUCACUAAUACGCAUAACAUAUCACGGAUAGUUUUUUUUAUAGUUUAAAUCAGAUAGAGGGUUUUAAAAAAAAGACCUGCAAUGAAUCUUUGGAUAAUACUACUAUUUAUAUCACUUAUGGAUCUAGAUAUGGUAUCAACACAAGAGUGUUUACCGGGAUAUUAUGGAGAUCAAUGUAACAAAACCUGCCGCCAUCCAAACUAUGGUCAUGAUUGCCAGUUAAAAUGUACGUGUGAGGUAGACCAAUGUGAUCCCAUCACUGGAUGUAAUGGAAACAAUACAACGAUUGUUAUGCCUGUUGAAAACACGCCUCAUUUUAAACAAAAUAUAACAUCUGCCAAUAACUCUUUAGAGGAGGGUAAUAAUUUAACAGAUAUGCUGCUGAACUGUUCAUUUCAAAAAAGCAAAGCAAUGCUGAUCAGUUUGUGUAUUUUGGCAGCUACUUUCUUUGUCAACAUGAGCAUUUAUCUACAGAUAAACAAAAAAAACAAUCAUAAAAUAAAAUACAUUCGACAUUAUAGAGAACAAAACGUCAAUGCAAGAAAUGAAAAUUCGGUUCUUUGAAAUGAUUGAAUAUGUUUGAAUUAUCGUUUCGUAAAUAAAU